GGGAAUGAAAACACCGUUGGACUGAUAUGUGUGGGCGGGAAGCUUCCUGUUUUGAAGGAAAACAACUGGCGUGAGUGUAUUUGUUUUUUUAGGUAUUGACUUACGAUAGUGAGGAGCCAUGCCUUUCCUCCAUGGGUUUCGUAGGAUCAUAUAUGAGUACCAGCCGCUGGUGGACGCCGUCAUGUGUGUUGUUGGACUGGAGGGAGGCAGCGGGAGUCACGAGGACAGAGUAAAAAGCCCUGAGGAUGAUUCUGGUGUUUGUGGCUCUCUAGAGGAGCUUCUGGUGCGGGAGUCCCAGUCAGAAGUGUUUUUGGAAGGCAUCAGCUAUGCUCUGUUUAAGGUGGCAGAGCGGGGACUGGUGCUCGCAGCUGAAAUCCUACUACGCUAUGGAGCUGAUCUAAACUUUGAAGACCCAGUGUCGUACUACAAUCCACUACAUAUGGCAGUUUUGAGGAACAGGCCAAACAUGGUGAGGCUGCUGGUCGGUCACGGAGCAGACGUUGAAAAGAGAGACAGGAUCCAUGAGAGCAGCCCUUUGGAUCUUGCCAGUGAGGAGUCGGAGAGGCUCCCCUGCCUGCUCACCCUGCUGGACCUGGGUGCUGACGUGAAUGCGAAGGACAAGAAUGGAAAAACACCUUUGCUCCAUGCCUUUGCGAGCAGCGAUGGAAUCACUGUGCACAACAUAGAGAACAUCGAGCUCCUGCUCCAGAGAGGUGCUGACGUCAGUGCUGCAACUGUAGACUGUGAAACAGUGGAGUCCUCGCUGGUGUUUCUGAUUAAGGAGGCUCUUGAUGCCAGUGUGGAGGACGCAGCUAAGAUCGGUAGCUUCUGCCUGAAGGCCACAAAACUACUGCUGACGCACGGCGUGGACCCCAGCCUCUGUCUGAACGAGGAUGGCGAGCCGUCCCUGACGCAGACGAGCCUGGAGCAUUUUGACCUGCUCUUCCCUCUGGCUGUGCUCUUAAUCCAGAGCGGAGCCUCUUUGGUUUGCACCUAUCACGGCGACUCCUGUUGGUCAGGUUUCAACCUUCUCUUCCAGCGGCUCCAGACAGCCCUGCAGCAGUGCUCUGAUCAAAGCCACGCCUCUGAGCUGCUGGAGCAAGCCGAGGUGUUGCUCGACUUAGCGAGGGUAGGUGACCCCGAGCUGGAUUUGCGUCUCAGCGUGGAGCUCCCCGUGCCCGGCCCUCACCCCUAUGCUCAGGCUCUGGCAGAGCUGCACAGCCGCGUAGUAGAGCAUCAAGCAAGCCCUCCUGCUCUGCGAUGCCUUUGUAGGGCAUUCAUCAGGAGCCACCUGCAGCCUUGGCCCCUGGAAGACAAAGUCAAAGCCCUGCCAUUACCAGACAGACUUAAAGACUUCAUUCUUCCUGAGCACACAUAUACACCUAAGCCUGGCUGGGACUGCUUCAAGCCCCAACAUAGCCAGCACUGAUUAUAUCAACUACUGGAUAGUUUGUGUAUCUUACAGCUAAAUUAAAAGACUGAUAAUGCCUAUAAUACUUUGUACAAAAUGUCUGAGCCUUAGACUGUA
This is a messenger RNA of Centropristis striata (black sea bass), 1528 nucleotides long. RefSeq names its product ankyrin repeat and SOCS box containing 6 (gene asb6). Gene Ontology annotation, cellular component: BRCA1-BARD1 complex. The record is from RefSeq and is a predicted model, not a curated record. The transcript is spliced from 7 exons. Lineage: Eukaryota; Metazoa; Chordata; Actinopteri; Perciformes; Serranidae. The coding region runs from base 119 to 1429 and encodes 436 amino acids. Gene Ontology annotation, biological process: protein ubiquitination; intracellular signal transduction. Gene Ontology annotation, molecular function: protein binding.